AUUUCCUUUUCAAUUUCACCAAGAGCGAUAUUUUCCUUCAAAAGAACACAUUUUUCACGAUCCCAAUACAUAAUAUUAUCCAUAAAACGACAAGGACAUCCCAAACUUUGUAAAAUAUAAAAAAGCUAAAAUCAAGAAACCAAAAGUAUCUCAGUAAGCCACAGAACUCAGAGAAAAAUAGUCUUUUAGCUUUUUGGAUUGCAAUUAACAGAUUCUGAGCUUUUUCUUGUGAUUUUUGUGUUGCAAAAUUAUCUGCAGUUUUUUUCAUGCCUAUGUCUACCACCUUUAGCCACCCUAUUUCUUCCUCUCCUUCUAUCUGUUUGGUGAAACCAUUAUACCAACAAAGUUCAAUGCCAGUAAAAUUUAAUGUGUCUUAUCAUUCUUUGGUUGUAAAAUGUUGCUCAUCUCACAUGGGACAAUCUGCAGACCACGUAAAUGGCAGGUACAUCAACAAUUUGAUCAGUGGAAACAUCAGUCAUCAUCCAUGGCUCCUUUUGGUGUCACAAUGACAGAUAAUGGCAACCCUAAACCAUCAUAUAAAUGGCGUAGAGUGCUGCUUAAAGUUAGUGGAGAAGCACUGGCAGGAGAUCAAGCACAAAACAUCGACCCCAAGAUUACAAUGGCCAUUGCAAGGGAGGUGGCAUCUGUUACUCGACUUGGCAUUGAGGUUGUCAUAGUUGUUGGUGGAGGUAAUAUCUUCCGUGGAUCCUCUUGGGAAGGAUGCAGUGGUCUGGAUCGUUCAUCUGCUGAUUACUUUGGGAUGUUAGCAACUGUCAUGAAUGCAAUAUUUUUACAAGCGACAAUGGAGAGCAUUGGAAUCCCUACAAGAGUUCAAACUGCUUUUCGAAUGUCAGAAGUUGCUGAACCUUAUAUACGUAGAAGGGCUGUUAGGCACCUUGAAAAAGGGAGAGUAGUCAUUUUUGCAGCAGGAACUGGGGAUCCUUUCUUUACAACAGAUACUGCUGCAGCCCUGCGAUGUGCAGAAAUUAAUGCUGAGGUGCUGCUGAAGGCAACAAAUGUUGACGGAGUCUUUGAUGAUGACCCUCGGCGUAACCCUGAUGCUCGACUUCAGAAAACCCUGACUUACCAUGAUGUAACAUCUAAGGAACUUUCCGUGAUGGACAUGACUGCAAUUACGUUGUGCCAAGAAAAUAACAUUCCUGUCAUCGUUUUUAAUCUCAAUAAGCCUGGUAAUAUUACAAAAGCUAUCAAAGGAGAGGGGGUCGGCACAUUGAUUGGUAACUACGGGACUUCCGAAACUGCGAGGAUGUAGAGGUAAGAAGUCUGUUUUAGCAGGUGGGAUGUUGGAAGUUAUCAAGUUGCUUGUAGCUAUAAUAUUGAGUACAUUAUCAGAGAACUGAGUCUGAAGAAAGUGCAGCAAAAGUUAGCACUCAAUGCAUGGCAAGAAAGGUGAAUUUUUCCCCUUCUUGAUUGAAAGCCAUGAAUUUUGAAGUAGUCUACUAAAAUGAGUAUAGUUUCUUGGAUCUUAAUGUAGACACCUAUGUUGUGUGUGUAUAUCUAUACACACAAUAUAGAAGAUGGUAUGAUGAUUUACCCCUUCGUGGAACGGUGAGCAUUUUUUAUACGUGCUGCACUUUUAGCCACGGAUGUAUUUUAAAUGGUUCCUUUAUGUUGUC
Messenger RNA from Lycium barbarum (goji berry), 1637 nucleotides. Its product is annotated as uridylate kinase PUMPKIN, chloroplastic. The transcript has 7 exons. Gene Ontology annotation, biological process: UDP biosynthetic process. Gene Ontology annotation, cellular component: cytoplasm. The record is from RefSeq and is a predicted model, not a curated record. Gene Ontology annotation, molecular function: UMP kinase activity. Bases 395 to 1273 code for a protein of 292 amino acids. NCBI's taxonomy places the organism in Eukaryota, Viridiplantae, Streptophyta, Magnoliopsida, Solanales, Solanaceae.